Babjeviella inositovora NRRL Y-12698 is the source of this 1365-nucleotide messenger RNA. Its product is annotated as S10 family peptidase. The record is from RefSeq and is a predicted model, not a curated record. Gene Ontology annotation, biological process: proteolysis. Gene Ontology annotation, cellular component: fungal-type vacuole. Gene Ontology annotation, molecular function: serine-type carboxypeptidase activity. NCBI's taxonomy places the organism in Eukaryota, Fungi, Ascomycota, Pichiomycetes, Serinales. Bases 1 to 1365 code for a protein of 454 amino acids. The transcript has a single exon.
AUGCACGCCUUUGACGCUUCCCGCUCUCCAAGACACCCCAAGCUGGCCGUUAAGCCAGCCAAGUUUGACGAGACAAUCUCCAAGGCAGAUUUCCCUAACCACUCGCUCCGUAUCAAGAAAACCAGGCCCGAAGUCUUGGGGAUUGACCCCGGCGUGAACCAGUACUCUGGUUAUUUGGAUAUCCUCGACGAAGACAAGCACUUCUUCUACUACUUCUUCGAGUCCCGUAACGACCCAGCCAACGACCCCGUUAUUCUCUGGCUCAACGGUGGCCCUGGUUGUUCGUCCAUGACGGGUUUGUUCAUGGAAUUGGGGCCAGCGGCUAUAAACGGUGAUUUGAAGCCGGUUUUCAACCCGUAUUCGUGGAACUCCAAUGCCAGCGUAAUCUUCCUCGACCAGCCGGUCGGGGUCGGCUACUCAUACUCCUCCAAGGCAGUUUACUCUACCGAGGCAGCGGCGCCAGACGUCUAUUCCUUCCUCUCUCUCUUUUUUGAAAAGUUCAACCAUCUUUCGCGCAACGACUUUCACAUUGCCGGGGAGCUGUACGCUGGGCACUACAUUCCAAGAUUUGCAGCCGAGAUCAUCCACCACCCCGAGCGCAGCUUCAACUUCAAGUCCGUACUCAUUGGCAACGGGAUCACCGAUCUGCUCACUCAGCAGCAGUCCUAUGAGCCAAUGGCGUGUGGUAAAGGUGGAUACAAACAGGUUAUUUCGGACGAGGAAUGUGCACUACUUGCGGAAAAGUACCCACGUUGUGCUCUGCUUUCGCAGAUAUGUUACGACUCUCAAUCAGCCUUUGCCUGCGUCCCUGCUUCUAUCUAUUGCAGCUCCAUGAUGAAGCCGUACAUGGACACCGGGCUCAACCCUUACGACAUUAGAAAGAAGUGUGUUGGUGAUUCGCUUUGUUACGAUGAAAUCUCCAACGUCCAAGCCUACAUGAAUCUUGACGAGGUCAAGGAAGCUUUGGGGGCCGAGGUUGACGUGUUUAACUCGUGCGAUAGGACCGUGGGCAUGCAUUUUAGUGCUACGGGGGACGUAGCGAAACCCUUCCAGGGCUAUGUUACCGAACUCUUGGAGAACCAAAUUCCGGUGUUGAUCUAUGCUGGGGACAAGGACUAUAUCUGUAACUGGUUGGGGAACCAGGCCUGGACAAACGCCUUGGAGUAUUCGGGGCAACAUGGCUUUGCCAAGGCUCCGGUCCAGAAAUGGUAUGUCAAUGGCGAAGCCGGGGAAGUCAAAAACCACGGCAACUUUACCUUCUUGAGGGUGUUUGAUGCCGGGCACAUGGUGCCAUACGACCAGCCAGAGAAUUCUUUGGAUAUGGUCAAUGGUUGGUUGGCCGGGGAUUAUGCUUUUGGAAACUAG